This is a messenger RNA of Oncorhynchus keta (chum salmon), 2242 nucleotides long. It is a transcript of the gene morn4, whose product is annotated as MORN repeat containing 4. The record is from RefSeq and is a predicted model, not a curated record. The transcript is spliced from 5 exons. Bases 295 to 735 code for a protein of 146 amino acids. NCBI's taxonomy places the organism in Eukaryota, Metazoa, Chordata, Actinopteri, Salmoniformes, Salmonidae.
ACCCUGCAAUGAAACAUCACGGUUAUGUGAGCGCGUAGUGAUGCCAUACGGUCCGCGUCAGGAACACUGAAGCUUAUAGCGGCAGGCUUAUAAUGUCCACUAGUCGAUAUGUGCUUCUGCUCUCUAAUCGUCAAAUCAACUCGCUAAUGUCGUAAAGGUGGAUUCCAAUGCUCCAGAGACAGAGAAGGUAGCGCACAGCCCUCUCUCCCCUUGACUUUAACAUACUGUACCUCUGAGGUCACACUAAUGUCAGGGUUACGUUAAGACAGUGUGUGUGUGCAGAGCGGAGGAGCCAUGACUCUGACGAGAGGGUCGUUCACCUACACCACGGGGGAGGAGUACCACGGGGAGUGGAAAGAAGGUCGGAGACAUGGAAUGGGCCAGCUGAAGUUCUCUGAUGGAACGUGCUAUGCGGGACAGUUUGAGAAUGGACUGUUCCAAGGCUCGGGGGUGCUCCUCUUCCCAGACGGAUCCAGGUAUGAGGGUCAGUUUACCCAGGGGAAGUUCCAGGGUGCCGGGGUCUUCAGUCGCUUUGAUGGGAUGAAGUUUGAAGGAGAGUUCAAGAGUGGUCGUGUGGAGGGAUAUGGGUUACUGACGUUUCCAGAUGGGAACCAUGGUGUGCCGCGUAACGAGGGCCUGUUUGAGAACCACAAGCUGCAGAAGAGGGAGAAGUGCCAAGGGGUGGUACUGCAGGCACAGGGAGCCGCCUCCACUGCCCGCAGUCUGGCUCUAUGACCCUACAGACACCCGAGACCCCACCAAGACACUAUGCGGAGUGGCUAGCUGUUCAGCAACUGGACUCAUCUUAGAUCCAAAAUGGUGGAACAAUGGGUCUCAACCAUGGCCAGGGUACAACAUCCUCAUACAGGCACUCAGGGAUGGACAACAGGGUCAUGCACCAGGGUUGUGGUGAUUCUUGAAUUUGAAUUAGCCACACUCCACAGAAAGAAGAAUGAAUGAAAGGAAGUAUCAUUUAAUUCAAUGUAUUUUAUUUAAAUUCAAAUGUAUAAUUUAAUAUACACAUCACUUGGCCUAUGCGCAAUGUACAGUUACUAAUACUAUGUAUAACAUACUGUAGGUUAAACCUAACAUUACCUCUGCGUUAUAAUCAAGUUCAUAUUUUAAAUUGGGUUUCUUUGUAAUAAUAAGUUGCAUAUGCUUUUGGUAAAAUACAUGUCAAAGGAUUGAAACUUUCCUGUCUCAGUUACAUUGAUUUGAAUUCAAUGUCUACUUCCUUCAAUUCAAAGUCUGCUUUCUGUGGGGUGUGGGCAGUUGAAAUAGAAUUUGGCAUUUCAUGGGUUGAAUUAAAUUCAGAAUUGACCCCAACCCUGUCAUUCUCGUUAUCUCUCUGUCCGUGUCUCUGUCUCUCUCUGUCCGUGUCUCUCUCUCUGUCUCUCGCUCUCUGUCUCUGCCUUUCUGUGUCCUCCUGCUACACCAAUGCUGUUCUGCCUUCAAAUUGUCACAUGCGUCGACGACAACAAGUGUAGACCUUACCGUGAAAUGCUUACUUACAAGCCCUUAACCAACAAUGCAGUUCAAUAAAUAGUUAAGAAAAUAUUUACUAAAUAAACUAAAGUAAUAAAAUCUAAAAGUAACACAAGAAAAUGUCAUAACAAUAACAAGGCUAUAUAUAUUUUUUUAAAUAAAUCCUCUUAGGGAGGCUGCGAAUUUUCGCAGCUUUUUGUUAAAAAUCGUGCAACAUUUCAGCGCCCUGCUAUUCAUGCCAGGAAUAUAGUAUAUGCAUAUGAUUAGUAUGUGUGGAUAGAAAACACUCAGACGUUUCUAAAACUGGUUAAAUCACGGCUGUGACUAUAACAGAACGUGCAUUUCAUCGAGAAGUGCAGGAAAAUCUGAUCACUGAAAAUGGAAAAAAAUAUCCAUGCGCCACUUCCAAGAAUUGUUAAAGGUGAACCAGAUUAAAUGAGGUCGAGGUUGCAAUAUACCUACAGCUUCCACACGAUGUCAAUAGUCUUGUCAUUUGCCUACUAUUUGUUUCUUGGUCAAACGAAGAAGAGACAAGCCAUUUCUUCAGGUAUCCGACCGGAUAUUUUGGUUGAGAUUUAUCCAGACAUUAUUUCCAGACGGACACCUAUAGAAUUGACAUCGCCUCGUGAUCAAUUUUAUCGCUUAUUAACGUGUACUAAUACCUAAAGUUGCAUUACAAAUGUAUUUCGAAGUGUUUUGUGAAAGUUUAUCGUUGACUUUUUUAAUUUUUAAAAAUGACAUUACGUUAGAAAAUGCG